AACUUAUUCCGAAGAAUUAGAAUUCUCUUAAACGAUGUGAAACAAACCCUAGAAGUCCGGUGGUUUUGCUCGUCGUUUCUGUUACUGUAAGCUUAGUUUAUGUUCAAUUUCUCUGGUAGAAUUCAUCUUCAGUUUUUUCAUGUUUGAAAUCAAAGAAAAUAAUUUUGAAUUGAAAAGCAAGAACAGCUUCUUCACUGGAUCUUGAAUUGACGACGAUCCAGCCGACAAUUUCAUCCGAAAUGAAAAUCGCCACUAUCACCCGCUUGAAUUUGAUUUCUUCAUGAUUCGCCACUAUCAUUCCUCUUUUUCUAAAAUUUCAUGAACAGAAAAAAAAAAAAAAAAACCUGGAAGUCCUCCUCCACCACCACACCGCCGGUCUCCCUCGCUCUCUAGUCUCCCUCACCAGACUGAGGCUAAGCCAGUGGCUGGCACUCUCACCUCGACGCUCGAUCAUUCUCUCUCUUUAACUCGACGGCGAGCUUUCCUUCCUGGUCUGAGGCGAGCAAGCGCGGCUAGUUCUCGACCACGAUCACACACGGAUCAGGUGCAGUGAUCUGGUAUUGUUCAAUUAAGACUAAUUGAAGCAAAAGUGGUUGAGAAAAUUCAAAUUAGAGAGAACAUACGAGCUUUCCUUGUCUCUUUCCACCAACACUACCAAGGUGAAGAUGAACUACUAAGAAUUACCCUAAUUGGGGUUUGAAUUCUCCAUUGCUGGAAGGAGCUCGUGCUUGCACCUACUUUCAGAUGCUUUUGAUCAUGAGGAUCAUCACUAACACCAAGUUGUGUCAUCACAGGUGAAGAUAGAAGGCUUGAAGUUUGUGAUGGGGUAAGUAUUGAUAACUGCAAAGGACACCCCCUAAAGAAUGUUUUCUGAGAGACUGACUGGAGAACAAUCACUUAGUCAGGAUUUUGAAUCACUGAGUGUGUCAAGACGACUUGUAAGAAGUGUUAGCCAAAAAUUGAGGAAGAAGAACCAUAGAAGUGCAUCAGAGGAAGAGGAUGCUGUCAAUGGGAUAUCUAUUAAAUGUCUAACUUUAUAUGGUAGAGGUGGUGGCUGCAAAGUAGGGGCUGACACAGGUGAUGAAUUUGGAGAUCCGAGUAGCAGGAGGAGGUCAAGUGCUAGUGAUGAAGGUAAAGGGUAUAAACUGAUAUGCGGUGCUGAGGAAACUGGUGUUGAUUGCUUCUCGUACAGUGUGAAAGAGAGAUUUUGGAAGAAACAUAACAGAAAGGAUUUUGAACUUGAAGAGUCAAUAAGAAACAGCAGAAUGCACAUAUUUCUUCCUGAUGAUAUAUUGGAAAUGUGUUUAGUGAGGCUCCCACUGGUCAGUCUCAUGACUGCACGACUUGUCUGCAAGAAAUGGAGACACUUAACUACGACUCGUCGAUUUCUGCAAAUGAGACAUGAAGGCUUUCAUCAGAAUCCAUGGUUGUUUUUGUUUGGUGCUGUAAAAGAUGGUUAUUGCUCUGGGGAGAUUCAUGCAUUGGAUGUGUCCCUUGAGCAGUGGUACAGGAUAGAUGCCAACAUUCUCAAAGGGAGGUUCAUGUUCUCUGUUGCCAGUAUCCAGGAUGAUAUUUAUAUUGUUGGAGGGUGUUCUAGCUUGUCAAACUUUGGCAAGGUGGAUAGGAGUUCAUUUAAGAUACAUAAAGGGGUAAUAUUUUUUAGUCCAUUGACUAAAUCGUGGCAUAAAGUUGCACCUAUGAAGCAUGCAAGAUCAUCACCUAUUUUGGGAUUUUAUGAGGUGAGUUCAGAUUUUUCUAAUGGUCAAAUGCAUCUAUGUAGGCAAGAUAGGCGUCCCAGAACACGGAUUGGUGGGGUCUCAGAUGUUUAUGAAGACCCCCAUAGGCUCUCUUUGAGACGUCAUAACAGAAAUUCAAUUGAAGAAAGUGAGGCUUCAUUAUUGCCCAAUAGAAAGUCAUACAAGUUUGCCAGACCAAAAAGUGAUCAAACAGGGACAAGAAGUUGCAAAAGGUUUGUUCUCAUUGUUGUGGGUGGUCAUGGAUCUUGGGAUGAACCCUUGGAUUCUGGAGAAAUAUAUGAUUCUCUGUCAAAUAAAUGGACAGAGAUUCAAAGAUUGCCAGUAGAUAUUGGGGUUGUUUGUUCUGGAGUUGUCUGCAAGGGGAUCUUUUAUGUUUAUUCCGAGACUGAUAAACUUGCGGGAUAUGAUAUAGAAAGGGGUUUUUGGAUUGGUAUCCAAACUACAUUCCCACCUCGAGUUCACGAGUACUACCCAAAACUUGUAACUAGCAAUGGUCGGUUGUUUAUGCUCUCAGUUUCUUGGUGUGAAGGGAAUGGUCAAAUAGGAAGGAGAAACAAGGCUGUUAGAAAACUCUGGGAGCUGGAUCUCUUGUGUCUUACCUGGACAGAGGUUUCAGUACAUCCUGAUGCUCCAAUGGAUUGGAAUGCCGUUUUUAUGGCUGAUAGAAAUCUAAUAUUUGGCAUUGAAAUGUUCAAAAUAUUCGGUCAAGUCUUGGAUUUUUUGACUGUAUGUGAUGUGUCAGAUAAGGAAAUGAUGUGGAAUCACAUAUCAAGGAAUCAUGUUACUCAUGAAUUUGAUGCUUCUUCGUGCAUGACUAAGUCCAUGGCCGUGCUACACUUGUAAAAUCCCUCUUUAUUAUUUCAACUCUCAUGCAAGGCAUCCUAAAUGUGCACGGUGCACCAACGACUCGCCAUUGUAUCUUGGUGACUAGCACACUACACUACCCGUGAACUUAAUUUCCUAAUAAAAAAAUUUCUUUUUAAUUGAAGGUACGUUUGCAUAUGUAAUGUUUAUAUCUAUUUAAAAUGUUUACCAAACAUUCAUUUUUAUUUUUAUUUAUAUCGUUUUUGUAUUUGAAGAUAUUCUUUCAUCU
Molecule: messenger RNA, 2850 nt
Organism: Humulus lupulus (European hop)
Lineage: Eukaryota; Viridiplantae; Streptophyta; Magnoliopsida; Rosales; Cannabaceae
Product: F-box/kelch-repeat protein At5g42350-like
Exons: 3
Coding region: 864-2600 (578 amino acids)
Cellular component (GO): SCF ubiquitin ligase complex
Molecular function (GO): protein binding
Source: RefSeq, a predicted model, not a curated record